Molecule: messenger RNA, 888 nt
Organism: Scutellospora calospora
Lineage: Eukaryota; Fungi; Glomeromycota; Glomeromycetes; Diversisporales; Gigasporaceae
Source: the annotation of a GenBank genome assembly
AUGAAUAUAAUUUCGACUGAUGGUAGUGAGUCUCAGACUCAAGGUAAAACAAUAACUCCAACACCGAUUGGACCAAGUUUAGGAAUGAACCCAGUUCAAGUUACCGAAUGUACAUAUGAGACAACGUUCUGGCCUCGAAUUUCGGAUUUUGUUCAGAACGCACUUCAAGCGAAUCUACAAAUAGAAAGACCUUUACAUACCUAUUCUCAUGAAGAACUUUAUAGAAGUAUAUAUUGGAUGUGUUGGCAAGGCUUUCAAAAACGACUUUAUUCCGACUUGAUCUCAGUAAUUGAAGAAACUUUAGAGAAACUCGGAAAACAAUUAGAAAGUAAUAAGCAAUUGAAUGCAUGGUUCACUAAUUUUCAACAAAUAUGUGUUAACCAUGCAAAAGCUACCGAUAUUUUGGGGAGUGUCUUUGCGUACCUGGUAUUUGGAGUAUUUUUGUAUGAUAACUCUGAUAAAACAUAUAUACAAUAUACCCUUCGAGAAAACUUACGAGAUGUCUUGGUGGAUCGAUUUCAACUUUAUAUUACAGAAAAAUCGGAAAUGCGCAUCAUCUAUACGUUUGAUUUAGUGCUUGAUAAUCCUAGGUUAUUGGAAUUAAAUGCGGUGAAAGAUGUUGUGAAGGCAAUGUAUAAGAUUAGUCCAGAUAAUAUCUAUUUGAAUCCGACGUUAUUUCAAAAUUUAAUAGAAGACAUUAAAAUGCCCUCCAAUUUUGAAGAUAUUCAAGUUCGACAUACUACUUUAGAAACCAAGUAUCAAUUGGAAAAAUUAAAAAUUGAAGGGUGGGAAUCUGGACAUUCAUCUCAACAAAAACGAUCAUUAACAUUGAUGAAUGAAGGUGAUGAAAAUCAAGAAGAACCUUUAGCAAAACGCCGUCAAUGCUAG